AUGACUGCCCUCGUUGCGGAGGGUGUGUUUGGCCGAUGCGUGCCCCCGGAGUCAAAGUACGCCAUUACAACGAACUUGCGGGGAUGGGACAAUGCGGUCAAGUUGCGGGAGGGAGACAAGGGCGUCAUGUCACAGAUUGUGCACAUUUAUCCACGCUUCGGUCCAUUCCAGGAUGUCAAGCUCUUGUUCGGGGCUCUCGCUGGGAAGCUACACCUUGCCGAGGGUCUGUCGCUGUUGGCUUUCACUGACCCUGGUGUCUUUCAAAUGAUUGCCAAGCAUGUGACCAGUCCUCACCGUCGUGAGCCCAUCGUCUCGCUGGAAGAACUGCAGCUUCAUGUUGUCGACGUGGCUGGCAUCCGGCUGUAUGUCGUUGCAUUUCCUGCGGCAAAGACAUCUGGUGUCAUAGGUGCCUGGAUGAAUCCUGGCAUAGGACUGUCCAUCCGCUUGUCGGAAUAUCUUCUCUCACAAAUCGACACAUUCACACUGGUCAAGUCGGUGUCCACUACUGAAGCUCCUCCGCAAGGAACGUUCCUCCCCGAAACAGCAGAUCACGCGAAAUUGAGGGAGCGGAUCUCUGGGCUCCUUCACAGGGCUUCCGUCGACCCUGAGAAGAUCAGGGUCACUCUCGACGAUAUUUACCUCUACCCAACAGGAAUGGCCGCCAUCUACACAACGCACAGUCAGUUAGUCGCACACCGCCCCGGCACCGUCGUCAUUCUUGGCAUUACCUUUCCCAGCACGAUUCAGUUGCUUUUGGAGACCUCGCCACACGGCUACAAGCACUUCGGUCCUGUAGACUCCGCUGGCCUCGACGUGUUCGAAUCUUGGCUGGAGGAGGAGGCUGCUCAGGGCCGGGACGUGACGUACGUCCUCGUCGAGUUUCCCUCCAACCCCCUCCUCGCCAGCGUCGACCUGCGCCGCAUCCAGGUCUUGUCGCGGAAGUUCGGUUUCUUCUUCGUGAUUGACGAGACAGUCGGAUCCUUUGCCAAUAUCGAUGUUCUUCCUUACUGCGAUUUGAUCGUCACAAGCCUUGCAAAGACCUUUUCCGGCUACGCGAACGUCAUGGGGGGCUCGGCGGCACUGAACCCCCUGGCACCGCGGCACGCCGAGCUGAGGAAGCUCUGGGACACGCACUCCCACAACGAAGUCUUCCGUGAUGACGCCGCGGUGCUGCUCGCCAACUCGGAUUCCUAUCUUGAGCGGACGGCCGUGCAUAAUACCAAUGCGGGAAUCAUGGCCGCGUAUCUCGCGGCACAGACGCGGGAUCUCGACCCGUCCUCGCCGAUUCUUCGCGUGCGGUAUCCGACGCAGAUGGCCGACUACAAUAUAUUUGCGUCAUUCUUGCGCCGGCCGACGGAGGAGCUGCCUGAGCCGGGAGGCGGAUGUCUUCUCACAGUGGACUUUACGAACACUGUGGCCGCCAAGGCUUUCUAUGAGGCGCUGCAGUUCUAUCACGGCCCACAUCUUGGAGCGCCGAAGACGCUGGCGCUGUGCUAUGUGGAGCUCGUGUUUAACAGGAAUCCGGAGGAUGCAGAGUAUCAUCGAGGAUAUGGUCUGCUGCGGGAGAGUGUCAGGAUCUCGGCGGGCUUGGAGGCGGCGGGGGAUCUGGUGAAGACACUCGAGGCGGCGUUGGACGCUGCGAGGAAGGCCAACACGUUUAAAAUACCAGCACGACUUUUUAGGCAAUCCUGCCAGAACUGCGGCUCACUGUCAAGCUCAGAUACUGAGCUUGUCAUUGCCAUGCUGAAAAGUCCCAGGGAAGAACCCCAGGAAAAUUGUGUUAGGCUCGAAUUCGGAGAUUUUGUGAAGAGUAAUGUCCAACUUCGAUAUCUAGAAUUCUGGCCAUGGCGAGGCGACGGCGAUGACCAGGGCAGCCUCAAGAAGAACGACUCGCUGCUGCCCACGUCCAACUACACGCCCAAGAUCACCGGGGCGUCCCACGAUGGCGGCUUCGAGAAGGAAGCCCCGGCGCGACCAGCCUACAACCGCACCACGUCUGCGCAGUCAAGAAGCGUUGCCGAACAGUACUCGUUCAUGACCCCGGCCGAAACUGCCUCUCGACUGCAGACCUCCCUCACACAUGGCCUGGCGCCGGCGUCCGCCUCAGGUCGCCUCCACGACUACGGGCCGAACGAGAUUCCUCACGAUGCGCCCGAACCAUUAUGGCUGCGCUUCGUCAAGCAGUUUCAGGAGCCGCUGAUCGUCCUGCUUCUCGUCUCGGCUGGCGCUUCGAUUUUCCUCGGCAACACUGAUGACGCCGUCAGCAUCACCGUUGCCGUCACCAUUGUGGUCACCGUCGGUUUCGUACAGGAGUAUCGGUCUGAAAAGUCGAUCGAGGCCCUCAGCGGUCUCGUCCCCAACCACGCCCACCUCAUCCGCGGCGAGCAAAAGGGGCCUUCGUCCGGCUCCUGGCCCGUUGGUUCCACGAACGCCAAAGUCGAGGGAGCGCCCACCGAUACGGCCACGGCGAUCGAGGAGGCAUUGGAGGUGGCUUCUUCCAAGGUCAUGGCUGCGCAGCUCGUCCCCGGCGACCUGGUCCUCUUCACUACGGGUGAUCGCAUCCCCGCCGAUAUCCGCGUGACCAAGGCUGCUGAUCUGACCAUUGACGCUUCCAACCUCACUGGCGAGAACGAGCCGGUAAGGGUCACAGCCAACGCGCGCACACGCCCUACACCGACGACACACCUCGGCGGCAGCAACAAGCUCGAACCGCCGAGCCCCGCUGGGUCGGCCGUCUCGUCGAACAGGGACGGCGGGGAUGAUGGCGAGCACAAUGUCGCGUACAUGGGCACUCUCGUCAAAUCGGGCUACGGCCAGGGCAUCGUGUUCGCGACAGGCGGCAACACACACUUUGGUACCAUCGCGACGAGUGUGUCCGGGACGGAAAGCCCCCGUUCGCCUCUGCAGCUGUCGAUGGACGACCUGGGCUCGCAGCUCAGCAAGGUGUCCUUUGUCAUUAUUGGCAUGAUCUCGUUCGUGGGCUGGCUGCAGGGAAAGAAGUUGCUUGAGAUCUUCCAAAUCUCCAUCUCGCUGGCUGUCGCAGCCAUUCCCGAGGGACUGCCCAUCAUUGUGACCGUCACCCUUGCCCUCGGCGUGCACCGCAUGGCGGGACACCACGCCAUCGUGCGCAAGAUGCCAAAAGUUGAGACUCUGGGUUCGGUGAACGUUGUUUGCACCGAUAAGACAGGCACUCUUACUAUGAACCACAUGACCAUCACUAAGAUGUGGUGUUUCGGCUCCAUCGAGGCUUUUGAUGUUGACUCGGAUGACGAGGCCACCGAGACAAAGCCCGACGCCGCAACGCUGCGCAUUCUUCGCAUUGGCAACAUUGCAAACAACGGCCGUCUCGCCCGCCAGUACACUGAAAAUGGUGCGGCUGCCCGGGCUGUGCUCUCCUCUACGCAAGGCGGCGACAACCCUUCCACGUACACCCGGUGGACCGGCCAGCCUACGGAUGUGGCCAUGCUGGAUCUGCUUGAUCGUUUCAAGGAACACGAUGUGCGCGAGUCGAUUGGUACACGCAUCGGCGAGGUUCCCUUCAGCUCGGAGAGAAAGUGGAUGGGCGUCACGAUUGGAGGCGAAGGAAAGAACGACAAGGACUUUUCGUACAUGAAGGGCUCCAUCGACCGAGUUCUCGAGGCUUGCGACACGUAUCUCACGAGGGACGGACGGGAGGUCGUGCUCGACGCUACGCGCCGAAAGGAGGCACUCGAUGCCGCGGAGGACAUGGCUUCCCGCGGUCUGCGAGUUCUGGCCUUUGCCAGUGGUGCCGUCAGGUCAAACAAGAACAAGCCGGCCUCCAACGGCUCGUACUUUGCUGGCCCCGACGACAACUACAAGGGACUGACGUUUGCCGGGCUCGUCGGCAUGAGCGACCCGCCCAGGCCUGGUGUUGGCAAGUCGAUCAGGCGUCUGAUGCGCGGUGGUGUCAAGGUCGUCAUGAUCACCGGUGACGCCGAGACGACGGCCGCUGCCAUCGGCAGGCAGCUCGGUAUGCCGGUUCCGCACGCAGUCGAACACGGCUCGAGCCAGUCCACCGUGCGCCCCGUCCUCAGGGGAGACGAGAUCGAGGCCAUGUCGGAGGAGGAGCUUGCGCAGGCCAUGCAGCACACCAACAUCUUUGCCCGCACAAACCCCGAUCACAAGCUGAAGAUUAUCCGCGCGUUUCAGUCUCGCGGCAAUAUUGUCGCCAUGACAGGCGACGGCGUCAACGAUGCGCCGGCGCUGAAGAAGGCCGACAUUGGAAUUUCCAUGGGUCUGCAUGGUACGGAUGUCGCCAAGGAAGCAGCGGACAUGAUUCUCACAGAUGACGACUUCUCGACGAUCCUUCGAGCGAUCGAGGAGGGCAAGGGCAUCUUCAACAACAUCCAAAACUUCCUGACCUUCCAGCUGAGCACGAGUGCCGCCAGUCUGUCGCUCGUCUUCUUCUGCACCCUGCUGGGACACCCGUCGCCUCUGAAUGCGAUGCAGAUUCUUUGGAUCAACAUCAUCAUGGACGGCCCUCCCGCGCAAUCACUCGGUGUCGAGAAGGUUGACAAGGACGUCAUGAACCGUCCGCCGAGGAAACGGGGCGACGCCGUCCUCACCCGUACUGUGCUCUCCCGCGUCAUGACCUCAGCGGCUAUCAUCAUGACGGGCACCAUGCUCGUCUACCGCCACGAGAUGCUGUCGGAUGGCGAGGUCUCGCGCCGCGACACGACCAUGACGUUUACGUGCUUUGUCCUCUUCGACAUGUUCAACGCCCUGUCGUGCCGCUCCGAGUCCAAGUCGAUUCUCCGUGGCGAGAUUGGUCUGUUCUCCAACGUGCUCUUCAACUGGGCUGUGGCGCUCAGUCUCGUGGGCCAGCUGCUCGUCAUCUAUUUCCCUUGGCUGCAGGAGGUGUUCCAGACGGAGGCCUUGGGCUUCUUUGACUUGGUGAGGCUCGUUGUGCUCUGCAGCACGGUGUUCUGGGCAGAUGAAUUUAGGAAAUAUUGGAAGUACGCUCGGCGAAGGAUAGGGGGCGGGUACAGCCAGGCGGUAAGCUAUGCACGUACGAGCCCGCUCACGCCAAUGUCCGUCUCUACGAACGGCGUGCCCCCUGCCCGCCUCAACAGCUUCAGCGUCAGCAACAGUAGCAACAACCAUGGCAUCCCAACAACUCCCCUCCUCCCGAACCACAACGGUCCAGCAACAGCAGCAGCAGCCGCCGGCGCCACUGUCGCUACCGGCACGACGCAGCCUUCCAUAGAUGCCGCCUCGACAGCCGCCGAGGUGCGCGCCGCCCUGUCGAUCCUCCACGCCCGCGAGUCCAGCAUCACGUCCCGCCUCCACACGCUCCUGGGCUCCCAGGCCGACCUAGCCCGCGAGCUGGGCCGGCUCGACCUGCUGCGGGCGUCUCUCGGCGCGCAGGUGAUCGCCGCCCGCGGCGUGGGCAACAAGAUGCUGGCGUCGGCGGCCGAGACGGCGGGCGGGCUCUCGCGCCGGGUGCGGACGCUCGACCUCGAAAAGGGCCGCGUCGAGGCGACGCUCGAGGUGGUGCGGCAGGUCGCCGAGCUGCGGGCCUGCGUGCUCGGCGUCGUCGGCAGCAUGGGCGCGCCGCAGGACUGGGAGGCCGCCGCCGGCUACCUCGCGCGCGCGGCCCUCGUGCCCGAGGCCAUCACGCGCGGCCGCUUCGCCGCCGAGAUUGUGCCGACCGUCGAGGUGCCCGACGCGCCGUGGGUCACGCUCGAGGACGCCCGCGCCAGCCUCUGCGGCCUGUUCCUGCGCGAGUUUGAGAGGGCCGCCGCCGAGGGCGACGGCGCCAAGGUCACGCGCUUCUUCAAGCUGUUCCCCCUCAUCGGCAGGACCGACGUCGGCCUCGACGUCUACGGCCGCUACGUCUGCCAGGGCGUCGCCGGCACGGCGCGGUCCGUGUUGAAGGAGGGGCCGGGCGCGUCGUCGGCCAAGAGGGAUGGGUUCUUCUACGCCAACGCGCUGACGAGGCUGUUUGACCACAUUGCGAGGAUCGUCGACGGACACGGCGGACUUGUCGAGAGGCACUACGGGUCGGGCAAGAUGGUACGCGUCAUUGAGAGGCUGCAGCAGGAGGCCGAUGUCCAGGGUGGCAUCAUUCUGGAUUCGUGGGCGGACGAGCGGGACGUCGUGCGGCGGAUCAAGGAUGUCAAGAGUUAUCCCUUCUCGUUCCUCGUGCAGAGCUUCCUGCCACCGCAACGAGGCGGGACGCCGCGGGUCAACUCGCCAGCGACGGGCCUGGGCUCUACGAACCAGCGGCAGAGCGAGGAUGAGGGCGUCAACAUGAAGGAGGUCGACGGCGUGCUCAGCGAGAUUGCUGUCAUGCUCGGGCGAUGGUCCUUGUACGCCCGCUUCCUGGCUGGCAAGGCCAGGGACCCUGAAACCCCCGAGGAAGCCGACCUUGUGAUGCCCGACUUGCUCACGAAAUCCAACCUCAGCCGAAAAGUGGCAGACAAGCUGACGACGCCCUACAAUACCAUGAUGACCUUUUUCUUCCGGCGGUCCGUCGAGAAGGCCUUCCAGCUGGACGAGCAACCCGCGGGCCUGUCCCUCAACCUGAGCAAGCCGAUCGACACGAAUUCGCCCAACAUCAUAUCCGCGGUGGACGACGUCAUGUACGUUGUCAGCGCCGUGCUUCAAAAGUCCGUCUCCACAUUUCAAAGAGGCGUGGUCACAUCGGUGGUGUCAGCCAUCGAACGUGUUCUCACUGCCGAUUUCGUCGGCAUGGUCCAGCGCAAGAUGCGCGACGAGUCGUUCCCCAAGCCGCUCGUCUCCGGUGGUUUCCCGCCAGAGGACAAGAUCAUCCAGUUCAUCGUGCUCAUCAACAGUCUCGACACGGCCAACGAGUACCUCACGCGCAUCAUCCACAGCAAGACGGGCGGCUCUGAGGCCGCCCUCGGCACGACGACAGGCGAGGGCUCCCUCCGAGAGUCCUUUCCGUUUGAGCGGGACGCCACCUUUGUGGCAUCCAGCCUCGAGACGCUGCUCGCCAACUUCACGGCCAAGACGACCGAACUGAUGAACGAAGGCCUCCAGGUGCUCUUCAACCAGGUCGUCAAGCCCCGCCUGCGGCCCGUCUUCAGCGACACGUUCCGCGACACGGACUAUUCGUUCACGGAGGACGAGCUCGCCGAGUACGCGGAGCAGGUGGGCGAGAGCGAGGAGCAGGUCCUCGAGCAGGUGCCGCGCCGGUUCGAGCACGGCUGGGACCAGCUCAUGAAGCCCGUCGCGCGGCUCAUGACGCCGCACACGUUCACGACGGUGCAUGACAUCACGGCGCGGUACCUCGCGAGGGUCCUCGAGCAGCGGGCGUGGAAGAGCCGGGCCAGCGCGUUUGGCGUCAUCCGCAUGGAGCGCGACUUUUCGAGCAUCGUCGGCACGGUGGCCAGGGGCAACUACGGCGUGCGGGAGCUCUUUGCGCGGUCGUCGCAGAUUCUCAUGGUGGCCAACAUGGAGGACGAGGAGUGGCGGGAGAUGGCUGCGGCGGACGACGACGACGAGGACGGCAUGAUCUGGGUGUUGACCGAGGAGGAGAGGAGGCGGGCGAGAAAUCUCAUCCGGGAGGGAUAA
Molecule: messenger RNA, 7560 nt
Organism: Verticillium nonalfalfae
Lineage: Eukaryota; Fungi; Ascomycota; Sordariomycetes; Glomerellales; Plectosphaerellaceae
Exons: 9
Coding region: 1-7560 (2519 amino acids)
Biological process (GO): transsulfuration; calcium ion transport
Cellular component (GO): membrane
Molecular function (GO): ATP binding; ATP hydrolysis activity; P-type calcium transporter activity
Source: RefSeq, a predicted model, not a curated record